Molecule: messenger RNA, 5956 nt
Organism: Hyaena hyaena (striped hyena)
Lineage: Eukaryota; Metazoa; Chordata; Mammalia; Carnivora; Hyaenidae
Gene: SHC1
Product: SHC adaptor protein 1
Exons: 13
Coding region: 2768-4522 (584 amino acids)
Biological process (GO): cell surface receptor protein tyrosine kinase signaling pathway; intracellular signal transduction
Cellular component (GO): plasma membrane
Molecular function (GO): receptor tyrosine kinase binding
Source: RefSeq, a predicted model, not a curated record
UGAGUGCAAUAAAGUUUCUUCAGGGAGGCCGGGCCGGGGAGAAAGUUGGAACGGCAACCUGAGGAGGCAGUGGCGUGAUCCGGAACCAAAUCGGGCCGCGGUGCGGUGCGGAGACUCCAUGAGGCCCUGCUUUCCUGGAAGCCCCACCCCCGGACAUGCCUCCAAGCCCUAGUGCUCGAGACCUGACGGUGGUCCUUCCAAUUCCCCGAGACUCCGCCUCCUCGCGACGGGUCUCCGUUAACUCCCGUCCGUCAAAGAGCCUGUCUCCCGAAAGCGGAGAGCCCCGCCCCGCGGAGGACGCUGGGGACUCGGGAAGCCACGCCUCCCCGAGGCCCCGCCUCUUCCCCACCGCGUCGGGGUGAGCGGACACCCCGCCUCCCAGAAGACUCUGGAGCCUGCGACCUGGGGGCCACGCCCCCUGAGGGGCUGCUCGGGGGGCGACCCCGGUCUCCGCCUCGGAAGCGCGGUCCCCAGCCCCGAAGCCCCCGGCUCACACAGUUCCCUUUUCUCUUUUGGGCCUCGGGCUCCGUUUUCCUGAGCGCUCGUGCCGCAGCAGGCGGGAAGUCAAAGUGCCCCCGCCCGGCUCUGAGCGGCGAGAGGUUAGAGGCAGCCCUUGGCCUCCCCCUGCCCCCUGCCCGGGGGGGGGGGCCGGCGUGAAGGGGGCUGGGCUUGCUCCGGGGCUCCCCCUCCCAGGACCGACUCCGCCCCAGGGACAGCUGCAGGUCUCACACCUGCACCUCGGGAGCUGGUAGGGCCGUGGGCUUGUCGGCGUGCGACCUGUGGGUGCGACAGGAGCGAGCGCUGUCCGCUGCCAGGGGACGGCGGCUUGGAGGGGUGGAGGGGACAAGCGGCCCUUUUGCAGGGACUCCUCAGCCCCCACCGUUCCUUUGGCCCUUCCCCUCCCCCUAAGCGGAGUUCUUGCCUGGGCAUUCCUCCUGGGCCUGCUCGCCCAGCCUUCCUUCUGGAAACAUUCCUGAGGCUUUCGCCAUUUCCUGCUACUUGCUGCCUCCUCCCUGCUGGGCUGGGAAGCCACCAGCGGCUUCUCCCCCACACCGGCCACCCGGACUCUCAGGAGGCAGUCCCCUUCUUUCCUAUGCAAAUUUAAAAAGCCCUACUUCCUCUUUUUUUCCGAAAGCCCACACCUGUCGGUCGUUCCCGGCCUCCGGAUUCGGCGGGCUCCCGCGGCAGGGGGCCGCCCUGGCAGGUGUGGGGGAGUGAGGCUGUGGCGGGGCCUUUCCGCAUUCUCCCGCAGCCUGAGACGUGGAGUGAUAGAAUCGUGCUCAGGAGUGACCAGGCUGUCCUCGGAUGAGGGCUAGGGCAGGAGAAAGUUCAGUGGUGGCAUUAUCAAUUGUGAUCGUAUCAUCGGCUGCAUCCUUAAGUAGAUUUGAGAGUAGGUAUUCCCCGGGUGAGCGCGGGGGUUCUGCGUAGCUUUUGCCACUUGUUUGCGAUCGCCCCCCUUCCUCCACGGCCCCCUCAAGCAGAGCUGUGGCAGGAAGCUGUGGGUGGGAGGGAUGGGUUUGAGCUGUUCCCUGUGUCCAGCCUCAGCCCAUCCCUGACGCCCCUUGACACGGAUUUGCAUUCUGCCCCCUCUGUCCCUUCGUGGCCUGCGGCCCCCACUUGUGUCGGAGGACUUUUCACUGUCCCAUGUUCUUCAGUCACACUGUGGCCCCUGGCGGACACCAGCAUCUUCCCCGGUCACCGGCGCGAGAGAGUGCGUUCAGGGAGCCGACCUCAGUGUCCGUGUCUUGCCACCCACCCACCAUCCACAGCUUGCUUUGCUAACUAGGCCCCGGGGGGGGGGGCGCAAGAGUGCGGGGCGCUGCUCCUCGGCAUGGUGGGGGCUGCGCAGAGAGAAUGAGGCUCCGACCGCCUGUCCUGUGCUCUGCUCUGCCUCCCACCGGGUGGUUCCCUGAGGCACCUCCCAGGUUGGAGUUUGUUCCCCUUAGGCACUGGCUUUGCUCUGCCCACCGGGACCGCUUCCAUCUUUUCCCCAUUUCUUUACCUCCUGUCCACAGCUGGUGUGGCAGAGGGUGCUAAUGGCCCCGGCUCCCUAGGGCCACCACCCCACUGUGCCAUCGCAGCGGGGGUAGCCAGGCCUGGGCUGCGGGAGGGGGGAAUUUGUUCCACUGGGACAGGAAGGGAAGUGCUGAGCUCGGGGUCCCCUCCCUUUCCCACCCCCAGCGGCCUCUGUUUCCUCUCUCAUUCCCCCAUUACUCUCCCGCGGCUUCCUGCUCCCUUUGGCCUGCCCAUGUCCUGUUUGGAUUGAUCCAGACCAACCCUUGUUUCCCUCCUUCCCUUCUCAUGCCUACAUCCUUCCCUCCCACCCCCACUUUACUCCCCUCGCCGGAUUACUGGUGGUUUGUCUGGGGGCAGGGUGGGGACUCGGUCCCUGCCCGAGUUCUCGGCUGGGGCAGUGGUGGGGGUUCAGCCCCUCGGAGCCUGUGAGUCAGCAGUGUCCUCGGGAUUGGGCUCUCGCCUCAGCUCCCCGCCCCUGGGGAGGAGCCAGGCCGCUCCGGGUCCAGCCUGUUCUCCUCUCCACCGGAGAAGAGGCUCCAGGCUGGGCGGGGAUGGGGCCUGAAACUAGCUGCCUCUGAGCGGUGGGGGGGGCACCAGCGCCGCCUCUCCCUCUCCCUUCCCAGGAUCCUUGAGAUCCCCGGGCCAGAGCGGUCCCAUCAGGCUAAGGGGCUGGGGAUGCCCCCUGCCUGGCCCCCUUGCCCUGACUGGCAGGGGGGCCGGGCUGGCCAGCAGCCUUCCUCCCCUUCCAGCCAUGGAUCUCCUGCCCCCCAAGCCCAAGUACAACCCACUUCGGAAUGAGUCUCUCUCAUCGCUGGAGGAGGGGGCUUCGGGGUCCAGCCCCCCGGAAGAGCCGCCUUCCCCGUCAGCCUCGUCUCUGGGGCCUAUGCUGCCACCUCUGCCUGGGGAUGAGAGUCCCACCACUCUGUGCUCCUUCUUCCCCCGGAUGAGCACCCUGAAGCUGGCCAACCCAGCGGGGGGGCGCCCGGGGCCGAAGGGGGAGCCAGGGAGGGCAGCCGAGGACGUGGAGGGGGGCGUAGGGGUGGCCGCGCCAGACUCAGGCCCCCUGCCCCUCCUCCAGGACAUGAACAAGCUGAGUGGAGGCGGCGGGCGCAGGACUCGGGUGGAAGGGGGCCAGCUGGGGGGCGAGGAGUGGACCCGCCACGGGAGCUUUGUCAAUAAGCCCACGCGGGGCUGGCUGCAUCCCAACGACAAAGUCAUGGGACCCGGGGUUUCCUACUUGGUUCGGUACAUGGGCUGUGUGGAGGUCCUGCAGUCGAUGCGCGCCCUGGACUUCAACACCCGCACCCAGGUCACCAGGGAGGCCAUCAGUCUGGUGUGUGAGGCCGUGCCCGGUGCCAGGGGGGCGACGAGGAGGAGAAAGCCCUGUGGCCGCCCACUCAGCUCCAUCCUGGGGAGGAGUAACCUGAAGUUUGCAGGGAUGCCGAUCACUCUCACCGUCUCCACCAGCAGCCUCAACCUCAUGGCCGCAGACUGCAAGCAGAUCAUCGCCAACCACCACAUGCAGUCUAUCUCAUUUGCGUCCGGUGGGGACCCGGACACAGCUGAGUACGUCGCCUAUGUUGCCAAAGACCCGGUCAAUCAGAGAGCCUGCCACAUCCUGGAGUGUCCCGAAGGGCUUGCUCAGGACGUCAUCAGCACCAUCGGCCAGGCCUUCGAGCUGCGCUUCAAGCAGUACCUCAGGAACCCGCCCAAGCUGGUCACCCCUCACGACAGGAUGGCUGGUUUUGACGGCUCGGCUUGGGACGAGGAGGAGGAAGAGCUGCCUGACCACCAGUACUAUAAUGACUUCCCGGGGAAGGAGCCGCCCCUAGGGGGAGUGGUGGACAUGAGGCUUCGGGAAGGAGCCCCCCCGGGGGCUGCUCGACCCACCCCUCCCGGUGUCCCGACCCCCAGCCACCUGGGAGCAACGCUGCCUGUGGGGCAGCCGGCUGGGGGGGACCCAGAAGUUCGCAAACAGACGCCAGCCCCUCUGCCCUGCCCAGCAGGUAGAGAGCUCUUCGAUGAUCCUUCCUACGUCAACGUCCAGAACCUAGACAAGGCCCGGCAAGCAGGGGGUGGGGCCGGGCCCCCCAAUCCCGCCAUCAACGGCAGCGCCCCCCGAGACCUCUUUGACAUGAAGCCCUUCGAGGAUGCCCUCCGCGUGCCCCCACCUCCCCAGUCGGUGGCCAUGGCCGAGCAGCUGCGAGGGGAGCCCUGGUUCCAUGGGAAGCUGAGCCGGCGGGAGGCCGAGGCCCUGCUGCAGCUCAACGGGGACUUCCUGGUGCGGGAAAGCACGACCACGCCGGGCCAGUACGUGCUCACCGGCCUGCAGAGCGGGCAGCCCAAGCACCUGCUGCUGGUGGACCCGGAGGGCCAGGUUCGGACAAAGGAUCACCGCUUCGAGAGCGUCAGCCACCUCAUCAGCUACCACGUGGACAAUCACUUGCCCAUCAUCUCUGCGGGCAGUGAACUGUGUCUCCAGCAGCCUGUGGAGCGGAAGCUGUGAUCCAGCAAAGUGCUUUCUCCCCGAAGGGGCCUUCCCCCCUUCCACCCUGUUCAUUGAUUCUCAGGACUUGACUUGGGAGUGUUCUGUGGGCUGGGCCUUGGGUUGGAGCUGGGCGUAGUGUGGAUACCGGGCAGCGCCGGCUGAAAGAGGGUUUGUCAGAAGCCUGGGGUAGAAUCCUCGUUCUCCCCGAACCUUACCAAAGUAUUAACGUGCAGAGUAGCCCCUUCCCUGGGCCUCUCCUGUGCCAAUCUGAUACCCCCUUCCCCAGGAAGGUGGGUGCUUGAGGCCUGGGCAGUGUGCCGCUUUGAAACGAGAAAAGUCUAACGGGGCAGUCGCCUUUCCAGGGAAGGGGAACAAAUCACACCUUUUGUCUACCCUUGGGCUCAGGGUACCCCAGACCCUUCUCAACAACCCUCCCUCCCAGUGGUUAAACUUUGUGCCUUUGACCAUCUCCUAGGUCUGAAAAAAUAUUAUGCAAAGAGUUCUUGAGCCUCUGAGGUCGAGGAUGGGAGUGCUGACAUCUUGGUUUCGGGGACCCUGCCCUCCCUCUCCCUGCUCGGCACCCACUCCACUCCGGUUUAGGUUGGGAAAGCAGAGGCAGGAAUGGCAGCUGGUCCCCGUCCCCGGGGAAAUGCGACCCUUAGAGAUUGCCUCAGAGCCCCCUCUUCCUGGCCAGUGGGGAGAUGGACCCCUCCCUUGCUCAGUGCCUCCUGGUGGGGGGGGACCCUCACCCAAGGGGUCUGUAUAUACAUUUUGUAAGUCCCUCCCCCACCUCAGAGUUGCAUGCAUCUUACACUCUACAGCCAAAGUGUCGCUCUGGUCCUGCAGCCUCUACUCUGCCUCCUCCUGCUGGGGGGGGCCGGAUUCAGGUCCCCCGAGCUGGUAACUGGUUUUGUGAGGCAGGGGCGACGGCAUUGAGACUAAAGCAGUAGACAAUCCCCAAAUACCAUUUGUAGGUUUGGAACUACAUUUAUUUUGAUUUUAUACGCAUAUAUUUUAGGGCUGUGGAUUUACUUUCCUUAUUUGUUUUCCCUGGCUUAUCUUGAGCACAGAAUGAUAAUCAGUUACGUGUACACACUACCCCUUUGCCUUUUCAAACCCUUUUACAACGCCUGGCAUUUCCCUCCUCCCGGCCUCUGCACCAUCUUUUCCACCAGAGACUCUGCCCUGGGAAGCGGAUCGAGAGCCUGGACCAGGAAAGCCUGGGCCUGCCCCGAGGCCCCGGCGGCCUAUACGCGGUCUGAGCUUUGUCAGGCCGACGUGCCCCCCCCGCCCUCCCGCGGGAGCCAGCCCUGCUGCUGGGGGCUCCGCCUGCGGACGAGGGAGGGGGAAGGGGGGUCUCCACGAUCUUCGUUUUCUUUUUGUUUGGGUGUCUUCGCGGGUCUCACUUAUACCAAAGGGAAAUCCUCUUCAUUAAAGUCCCUGUUUCUUCUA